AUGGGUCUUGGUGGUAGUAAUUUAAAAAUUCCAGGUGGCGGUACGGAAGGUUUUCAUGUCCUUCGUGUUCAAGAGGGUUCACCUGGACACAAAACUGGCUUGGAAGCAUAUUUCGAUUUUAUUGUUAGUAUCAACGGUAUUCGACUUGAUACAGAUAAUGAUAGAUUCAAAGAAGUAUUAAAAGAAAACGCUGGCAAACCAGUCGAACUACUUGUCUAUAGUAGUAAAACACAAACAGUACGACAGCUAACAUUAAUUCCCCAUGAAAAUUGGGGUGGCCAAGGUUUACUUGGAUUAAGUAUUCGUUUUUGCACAUUUGAUAAAGCAAAUGAAAAUGUUUGGCACGUCUUAGAUGUUCAACAACAUUCACCAGCAGCAUUAGCUGGUUUACGUUCGCAGAACGAUUAUAUUAUUGGAGCUGAUACAUUAUUAAAUGAUGCCGAGGAUUUAUUUACAUUAAUUGAAACAAAUGAAGGAAAACCGCUUAAACUCUAUGUUUACAAUAGUGAAAGUGAUAUGACACGUGAAAUAACUCUUACACCAAAUGUUGGAUGGGGCGGAGAAGGCAGUUUAGGUUGUGGUAUUGGUUAUGGUUAUCUUCAUCGAAUACCAAUUCGAACAACUAGUUCACCACCAGUAACAAAAACAAAUGCUGCUGGUCUUAACGGAAUUAAUACUACUGAUAAAAUGCCAAUACUUUCGGCUAUGCCAUCAUCAAAUUUAAAUGGGGGUACAAAUAUGAAUUUUACAUUUCAACCUGCUAAUAUGCCACCAAUAACAGUUACAAUGCCAAGUUUAUUUGUUCCACCACCGGUUAAUACAAUAGCAAGUAAUUCAAACGAGACAGCAACAACAACUUUAGGAACUCAACCAAUAACAUCAACAGCUAAUGAUCCAAGUCAAUUUGCGAAAUAUUUUGGUGAUAUGACAAUUAAUCCAUCGGCUACUCCUUCAGUUAACCCUGUACCAACAACUUUUCCAUCGAGUCCUUCAACAUUCGCUCCUACUUUUACUAACGCUCAGUUUUCUUCUCCAGUUCAACAUCAAUUUACAAAUCCAGGGCUAAAUGAACAAUUACCAACAAUCGUCUCUCCUCCAGUAAUGCCACCAUCAAAUCUAGGUAUGCAACAUUUUCAACAACAACCAACAAAUCCAGGCCCAACUGAUCAAUACACAUCAAUAAUACCUCCGCCGAUGAUGCCACCUUUUAGCACUGGAUUAGGACAUCCUCAACAACAAUAUUUUCAACCUACUCCACCAUCACUAUUUACUGAUUCUCAAUAUCAAUAUCAACAAGCACCAAUACAAUUCAAUCCAAACAUGAAUACAUUCAAUGCUUUUUCAAUUCCAUCACCGACAUCUAUUCAACAAACAUCAUCAUUUAUUCAUGAUCACGAUAAUAGUGGACAUGGACAUAGUCAUGACCAUGGUGAUGGCCACGGUCAUAGUCAUGAUCAUAGCGAUGGCCAUGGUCAUAGUCAUGAUCAUAGCGAUGAUCACGGGCAUAGUCAUAAUCAUUAA
Rotaria socialis is the source of this 1521-nucleotide messenger RNA. The record is from the annotation of a GenBank genome assembly. Lineage: Eukaryota; Metazoa; Rotifera; Eurotatoria; Philodinida; Philodinidae.